Schistosoma spindalis is the source of this 3350-nucleotide messenger RNA. Lineage: Eukaryota; Metazoa; Platyhelminthes; Trematoda; Strigeidida; Schistosomatidae. The record is from the annotation of a GenBank genome assembly.
GAGCGGCUACUUUGUGUAUUGCGUUACAAUAUAAGCUGUACUCAACUGACCGGGGAACAUCCUUGCGAUGAAUACAAACUAUCCUCCAUCUCGUCUUCAAGUAUCAAGUUUAUCAUGUAAAAAUAAGUGUGGCUUUUAUGGGAAUCCUUCCUGGGAUGGAUAUUGUUCCGUGUGCUAUCGCAACGCUCAUCAAAGGCAAUCAAAUUUUCGUCAGGCUUCCUCGACUUCAUCACUUUCAACUCAAAAUUCAGAAGUAGAGGUUAAGCCCAAACAUAGCUCUGGAAAGAAUACAACUUCUAUCAAAAAUAUAUUUAAAGUUCCUCGAGAUGAUAACCGGGACCAAAUUUCAGUGAAUCCAGAAGAGUGUUUACAAGCUGAAAAAGAAUUUAAAACAUUUCUAAACACCCUUCGAGCCUCUGCAAAUGCCGACAUUUCCCGCCAUGUAGGUAUUCAAAUUUAGUAAGUGAAAUUUUCACAAGGUUUCAAAGCUUAUGGAACAGUUGGAGCCUAUUCGAAGUUCAAACAUUAAUCAAGCCUCAAUGAUUGUGCAAGACUUUUAUCACAACCUUUCAAACCGUAUUUCAAACAAUCCUAUGUAUUCAAAUUUGUCACCAAAAACCAAAGAAUCUGUUUUAAACUCAGUCGAGCGUUUCGUUACAACUUGGAUUUAUUUUUGGGCUUUUGCUUCACCUACAACGGAUGAUGAAGAUAUCGAUUUGAAAUUACAGGAAAAAAUUCGAUCAUUGCAUUGGGUAACUCCCUACUUGCUUGAUUCACCGAUUAAUCUUAAUUCAUCGGAGGAAAUUACCCAUUUAGAUCUAGCAACAUUCGCUCUUAUCAAAGUGAAUACAUUACUUGCAUCUGAAGAUAAGUUAAAUCAAAUAGUUCAAUGUUGUCGUAGCGUAUUCGAUGCAUUAAGAGCUCACUAUCGAAAUUAUGCCACUAUAACACAACAAUAUUUAUGUAACAAUAAUAAUAAUGAUAAAAGCUCAACAUCUGAUUAUAUACCUAGUCAAAAUGAAAAUAACGAUUCAACUCAUGUACAAAAUAAUGUCAUAAAUAACUCUGUGAAUAUAACUAAUAAUGUGGUAUUUGAACAAGAAGAUACCGCUAAUGCUGACGAUUUUUUACCGACACUAAUCUGGAUUGUACUGAAUUCAAAUCCACCAUUAAUCUAUUCUAAUUUACAAUUUAUUAUGAGAUUUGCUAAUCAGAAUAGACUGAAUAGUGGUGAAGCUGGUUAUUUCUUCACGAAUUUAUCGUGUGCUGUUCACUUCCUGAGAAAUCUAACUCAUGAAUCAUUAAGUUUAUCCGAGGAAGAUUUUAGUCGAUGUAUGCGAAAAGGUUUAUUAUUAAUCAGACGUCCUGGUGAACCAUUAUCAGAAAACGAAAAAUUAUUAAUGGAUAAUGGAAUUCGUCUUGCAGAUUUAGAAGAUAGCUUAAACGAUUUAAAUACAAAAUUAGAAUCAGCUGAAUUAGAUAUGAAACGAUUCCAUGAAUAUUUUCAUCAUGAAAUAAAACAAAUACGAACAAAUAUUCCAUUGAACGUACGUAUAGAUGAUUUAGAUUCACGUCAUUUAGAAAAUCCACAUAUUUUAUUAUUAGGUCCAUUAUGUAAAUCAAAUCGGCAAAAUGAAUCAUUACUAGACUGUGAUUUGGAUGAGACUACAAAUCGUCUAUUACCGGAUCCUAUACAACCGGCUCCAUAUGAUGCUGUUGAUUAUUGUAAAAAAAGUGUAUAAAUGCAUAUACAUCUAUUUACUUAUAAGUUUUUUUUUUAAUAAUAUCAACUUUUAAUUUCCGUUGAAUUUUAAUUUAAAAAGAACGUUUUUAUUUCUUUCGAAAGGUUUUUAUGGAUGUAUAGUGUAAACAAUCAAUAAAUUAGUGUAUAUUAAACUACUGUUAUUUUUAUCCAUCGUUUUAGAUCUCAUACUUAUUUAAGAGAGUAAUGAUUGGAACCCAAGUACUAAAUAGCAUUGAAGAAAAAGGUUGCGUUGUAGCAUGUGUUAAUAUGAAUGUGAUGUUUCCGUUGUGAUUACUAUCGUUCUAAUAUGCAAAACUUCAGAAUAACCUUUAAAACCUCAUAAAAUAUUCAGAAUUAUAUCUAAAUAAAGAUUAUCGAUUUCUUGAAAAUUAUCAGACGACAUUGUGAUAUGUUUAUUCCAUUCAUGAAUAUUUGUACAACUCGUGAACAACAUAACAGAAAACGCUUAGAUCUACUAUAAUAAUUAAUUGUUUUAAAUAUAGUAUUAUAUUAUCGAUAGAUUUUAAGUGGAAAAAUUGACCUUUUCUCGUGACUAUUCCCUUGCAAACUAUUUAGAUUCAUUACUGACCAAGUGUUCAUUAUGCAGCUGUUACACGUAAAACUCCUUGAUUUGCCUAAAGCUGAUGCGUAAAUAAUUCUAAGUAACAACAAAUCACACCUAUUUGAUAAUCUUUUAUAGAGAUUUCGUACUUUUAUUUCUCUAAAAAAUUCAGGGAUGAAAAACAUACUCAAGAGAUUUUGUUUUGCUGUCGAUUUGCCUAGCGUAAACAGUUGGAUUCCAGUUCAGUGAUAUAAAUGAAUUAUGCUCCUUAAGAGAAUUAAAGACCCCAAUUCUGCUUUCCUGUGGGGUCACGAGUAUUUCUGAGGAGUCUAAAAUAACUACCUGAUGAUCUCUGACGAAAAUCAUAUUCAAGUUAUAGAAAAUGUUUUGAUGAAACAUUUCAAUAAAUGGUAAUUUUCUUGUCAAACGAUUAACAAGAAUCCAAAGCGGGAAGACUCUAUGAGUUGGUACAAUCUUGAAUGAAAAAACAUGGCGACCUGUUGAACAUCUAGGCUACCUGUUCCUGCCAUCUAGAUAUUUCAACAAGUUAUCUAAUCUUGUUUUAAUACAUCAUUAUGGCUAUUACUCACGUAACCUAUUCAGGUGCGUUUCUGAAAAGUGUGCAACCUUUUGUUGUACAAGUGACAAAAAGGCCCAAUCAGAGAUAUUGUGGUUUCUGGCAAUAUGCAGCGCACAGAAUGUGCAUUAUUUAGAUGUCGAUUGACUGAACUGCUAACUUCUAACUGGUGACCACUCAAUUUUUAUCGCCAGGAUCGAUCAAGAAGAAACGGAAACUUGUUGAAAUACUUUGUGCCGAGAAUUCUAUAUUGUACCAAAAAUAUAAUACUGAAUAAAUCUAAUAAUAAAUAAAUAAAAUAACAAUUCUCUACUGGACUUCAUUUUCAAUAUUUCCAUAUGAAUUUGAAUUACUAAUAUCCUAAAGAGUGGUAGUCUUUUUCAAGAUGAUAAAAUUCAUCUUCAAGCGUUUACAUAUUUCUCAUCAAACAAAAUAUGCUGUGAGCUAGAUCUCAGUGUAAACUGUAC